AUGUCACAAAAACAUCCGAAAGAAGCCUUUAUCAGCAACUUAAAUGGAACGAGUUUGCUGGAAAUUUCAGUAGGCCUGUCUCUAGCUCCGCUCUGCCUGCUCUGUAGAGGACUCCUCUUGAUUUUAUACUACCUGCACUAUGGGAAGCCUUUAAGCUCAAGGAAGUACAGCCUGCUGCUAGACUUCCUUGUGCUAGUCUCUCCUCUCCUGUUCUGCUGUACGGUCUUGUCUCCAAUCAUCUUCUUCAUGCCAGCUAUCAUUGCAGCCUUCUGUGCCGGAAUCUUCUAUAAAAUAUACAGCCAAAGAAAACACGAGAGCAGAGUGCCUUUUAGGCAAAUUGUAAAAGACUUCCAGGAGACGUACUUGGAGCCACAGUACAUUCCAGCAAUAACCGUGUUCCGCGUCUAUGUCAACGUGCUGACAUCCAUCAGCAUUUUAGCAGUGGAUUUCCCGCAGUACCCAAGGCGAUACGCCAAAGCCGAGACCUACGGAACAGGGGUUAUGGAUUUCGGGGUCGGAGCUUUUAUUUUUGGUAACGCUCUCGUUUGUCCUGAAGUUCGACAAAAGUCUGAGGUGACAAAACCAAGAUUUUCCAAUCUGGCCAGGCAGCUCUUUUCCGUUUGGCCGUUGGUUCUCCUGGGCGUUGGACGACUGCUUAGUGUUAAAUCCAUAGAGUAUCAUGAACAUACUUCAGAGUACGGGGUGCACUGGAAUUUUUUCUUUACCUUAGCGUUUGUGAGGCUUGCAGCAUCUCUGCUUUUAGCCAUAUUUCCAAAAAAUAAAUCUUGGAUUGUCGCUAUAAAUCUCGCUGUACUCUAUCAGCUUAUUCUUAACGCUACGUCUCUGAAGAUGUUUAUCUUGCAUGGGAGCGACAGCAGAGAUACUCGGGCUGGCUUUCUGAACGCCAACAGGGAAGGGCUGCUCUCUCUGUUUGGCUACCUGGCCAUAUACCUGGCGAGCGUCCAGGUGGGACUGUGGCUGCUGAAGUGCAGAAGCUCGGUCGCAGGCUGGAUCGCGGCAGCGCGGUUCUCGCUGCUGCUCGUCCUCGUGCUCUUCGUUUCCCUUCACGCGUCGCGAGCGCUGGCGGACCCCGUGUCCCGCCGGAUGGCCAACCUGUCCUACUGCAUCUGGGUGGUGGCUCACUGCCUGACCUUCUUCACCUGCUUUGUAGCCACAGAUCUCGCCUUGGUGUUCACAAAGCUGCUCGUGAAGGGGUCCAGCGUGCCCUGUUGCUGGGACGUUGCAAAGCCCCCCGAUACCAGUAAAAAGCCUGGAAGGGAGGCCGUGCCUGUGGGAAGGGAAGGCGAGCUGUCGCACGUUUGCCUGAUUAGCGCCAUUAAUAAAAAUCAAUUACUGUUUUUCUUGCUAGCAAAUGUUAUGACUGGUAUUGUGAAUAUCCUGAUCGAUACAAUCCACAGUGAGACUGCACUUACAUUGUGUAUCCUGCACUUGUAUAUGUUUCUUAACUGUUUAAUUAUGCAUAUAUUGCAUGCCAAAAAUAUAGUAUUAAAGUUUUGGUGA
Molecule: messenger RNA, 1521 nt
Organism: Leptosomus discolor (cuckoo roller)
Lineage: Eukaryota; Metazoa; Chordata; Aves; Leptosomiformes; Leptosomidae
Gene: PIGW
Product: phosphatidylinositol glycan anchor biosynthesis class W
Biological process (GO): protein localization to plasma membrane; GPI anchor biosynthetic process
Cellular component (GO): membrane; endoplasmic reticulum
Molecular function (GO): glucosaminyl-phosphatidylinositol O-acyltransferase activity
Source: RefSeq, a predicted model, not a curated record